Molecule: messenger RNA, 5852 nt
Organism: Thunnus maccoyii (southern bluefin tuna)
Lineage: Eukaryota; Metazoa; Chordata; Actinopteri; Scombriformes; Scombridae
Gene: myo5c
Product: myosin VC
Exons: 40
Coding region: 137-5368 (1743 amino acids)
Biological process (GO): vesicle transport along actin filament; actin filament organization
Cellular component (GO): cytoplasm; actin cytoskeleton; myosin complex
Molecular function (GO): ATP binding; actin filament binding; microfilament motor activity
Source: RefSeq, a predicted model, not a curated record
UCUUGACUCUGCUGGAUCCUCUGGCAGAGUUGUGAGGAACAGACAGGAACUUCGUGUCUAACCUGGAAAGUAGAGUGAAACAGGAGGUGAUAAACAAACAUACUGACCGGAGAAGUUAUAACAAUAAUGCAUAAACAUGGCUUUGUCGGAACUGUACACCGAGUACAACAGAGUGUGGAUUCCAGAUGUGGAACAUGUGUGGCAAUCAGCAGAGAUUAGGAGAGACUACCACUUUGGGGAUAAUGUUCUUGAAUUGCUCCUGGAAGAUGGAACUGAGCACUACUACCCUGUUGACUCGUCACAACCACAACUCCCUCCUCUCCGCAACCCGGACAUCUUGGUGGGAGAGAAUGACCUCACUGCUCUCAGCUACCUCCAUGAACCUGCGGUCCUGCACAAUCUCAAAGUGCGAUUCGUGGAGUCCAGAAUCAUCUAUACCUACUGUGGUAUUAUACUGGUGGCUGUAAAUCCUUACAAACAGCUUCCCCUCUACGGAGACGCAAUCAUUAAUGCUUACUCAGGCCAGAACGUGGGAGACAUGGACCCUCACAUAUUUGCAGUGGCAGAGGAGGCUUACAAACAGAUGGCCAGAAACCACAAGAACCAGUCUAUCAUCGUCAGUGGUGAAUCUGGAGCCGGUAAAACAGUGUCUGCUCGAUAUGCUAUGAGGUACUUUGCUGUUGUCAGCAAAUCUGGCAGUAAGACUCGAGUUGAAGACAAAGUCCUGGCAUCCAAUCCAAUAACAGAGGCAAUAGGAAACGCAAAGACAACCAGGAAUGACAACAGCAGCCGUUUUGGGAAAUACACCGAGAUCAGCUUUGACAGGAGGCACCGGAUUAUCGGCGCGAAUAUGAGGACCUACCUGUUAGAGAAAUCCAGAGUCGUUUUUCAGACAGACAAUGAGAGGAAUUAUCACAUUUUCUACCAGAUGUGCUCCUGUGCACAGCUGCCAGAGUUCAAGAACCUAAGACUGUUGAGUGCAGAUGAGUUCCGGUACACAUGCUUGGGUGGUGAGAUCACUAUCGAAGGUGUAGAUGACAAGAAAGAGAUGGAAGAGACUCGACGGACCUUCUCGCUGCUGGGGCUGAAGGAAGACUUCCAGUCAGAUGUCUUUAAAGUUUUGGCAGCCAUUCUGCAUUUGGGCAAUGUGGAGAUCAAGAACUCUGGAGAUGACAAAUCAUCAGUUUCUCCCAGUGAUCCACAUCUGGCAGUCUUCUGUGAGUUGUUGGAUGUGAGUGCAGCAGGGUUGGUGCGUUGGUUGUGCCAUCGGAGGAUUGUUAUGGUGACUGAGACGGUGGUGAAGCCAGUACCCAAACACCAGGCAGUAAAUGCCAGAGAUGCCCUCGCCAAACAGAUCUACGCCCUCCUGUUCGACCGUAUUAUUAACAGGAUAAACACAGCGCUGCAGGUCCCAGGAAAACAACAUGCUUUCAUAGGUGUUCUGGACAUUUAUGGCUUUGAAACGUUUGACAUCAACAGCUUUGAGCAGUUUUGUAUCAACUAUGCAAAUGAAAAGCUUCAACAGCAGUUUAAUCUGCAUGUGUUCAAGCUGGAGCAAGAGGAGUACAUGAAAGAAGACAUCCCAUGGACGCUGAUAGAUUUCUAUGACAAUCAACCGGUCAUUGACCUGAUCGAAGCUAAGAUGGGGAUCCUGGACUUGCUUGAUGAAGAAUGUUUGUUUCCUAAAGGCACCGAUCAAAGCUGGCUGCAAAAGCUGCACAACUACCUAGACGCCAAUCCACUGUUUGAGAAGCCCAGGUUAUCAAAUGAGGCGUUUGUGAUACAACACUUUGCUGACAAGGUGGAGUAUCAGUGCAAAGGUUUUCUUGAGAAGAACCGAGAUGCUCUCUAUGAAGAACUGAUUGACAUUAUGAGAGCUAGUAAGUGUCCUUUUGUGGCCAACUUUUUCCAAGAGGAGGAGCAAAACAGUCGGGGCACUAAAAGUGUCAAAGUAAGGCCCGCCAGGCCUGGAGUGAAACCAGCCAAUAAACAGCUGAGAACCUCUGUUGGAGAUAAGUUCUGCAGCUCCCUCUCCUUACUGAUGGAAACACUGAAUGCUACCACCCCUCACUAUGUGCGCUGCAUUAAGCCUAACGACGAAAAGUUCCCGUUUGAGUAUGACUCCAGAAGGGUGGUUCAGCAGCUGCGAGCCUGUGGAGUCCUUGAAACUAUUCGUAUCAGUGCUCAGAGCUAUCCGUCCAGGUGGACAUAUGUUGAGUUUUACAGUCGAUACAGUAUCCUAAUGACUCAUCAGGAAGCAGGCCUCAGUGACAAGAAACAGACCUGCAAGGACGUACUGCAGAGGCUGAUUCAGGACUCUAACCAAUACAAGUUUGGUCGGACAAAGAUCUUCUUCCGAGCUGGUCAAGUAGCUUAUCUAGAGAAGCUGCGUCUGGACCGACUCAGAGGAGCCUGCAUUACCAUCCAGAAACACGUCCGUGGGUGGAGCCAGAGGAGGAAGUACAUGUGCAUGAGACAGGCAGCCAUCAUCAUCCAACAGUACAUCCGAGGAAAGAGGACAAUACGUAAAACAGUGAGUGCUGCAACACUGAAGAGGGGCUGGGCUUCACUGGUGAUCCAGAGGCAUUGGAGAGGCUACCGUAUGAGACAGAUCUACCAUAUAGUCCGCCUGGCCUCCAUCACCAUCCAGGCUUUCACACGAGGUUGGAUGGCCCGUAAACGCUACAAGAAGAUGAUGGAAGAACAGAAAGCUUUGGUUCUACAGAAGUAUGCCAGAGCAUGGCUGGCACGGCGGCGAUUUCAAACCAUGCGUCGGCUGGUGCUUAACGUUCAGCUCUCCUACAGGGUCCAGCAGCUUAGAAAGAAGAUUGAUGAGCAGAAUAAAGAGAACCGUGGGUUGAUGGAAAGACUGACAAGCUUGGCCAACACUCAUUCUCAAACUGUGGACAGACUUCAUGGUCUGGAGACAAAGCUGGAAAAAUCAUCCAACCAGAAGGCAUCUUUGGAGGCAAGAGAGAAGAAAGUGAAAGAAGAUGCUAGUCUGACAAUUGCUCAGCUUCAAAAUGAGAUGGAUGCACUAACCCUUGAAAAGCAGAACUUGGAGAAAAAGUUUGAAUCUUCCACCAAAGAGGCAAAUGAGAGCUUUGAUCAAAUAAAGAUGAAUCUGCUAGAGGAGAAAGAAAACGAAGCAAGGCUUAGGAAAAUUGCAGAGAACAACAUUGAGAUCCAGAGACAGGACCACGAGAAGGAGGUGGAAACUCUGAAAGAGGAGAUAAAGAGAUUGAAAGAAGAGAGAGUCAGUCUGCAGAGAAAGCUGGAGGAGGGGGGCCAGGUGAACUCUGACCUGCAGGAACAGGUCAUCCAGCUCUCCAAGCAUGUCAAGGCUAUUCCAGAGCUACGCAGAGAUCUCAAUAACAUGCAAAAUCAGAGGAAUAACAUUGACCGAAAGAUGAAAGAACAGUCAGAACAAGCAAGAGUUAAAAUGAAGGAGAUUACAAAACAACUUCUCGGUGGUGUUGUUGAAGAGGAGGUUCUUUUGGGGCUAACUCAAAACUCCGACUCUGAGAAGAUGUAUGAAGUUGAAGACAUGCUGACAGCCUUCGAUGGCAUGCAGAAAGCUACCAGAAUACUGGAAAACCACCAGAGGGAGCAAAAGGAAAGCUAUGAGACCCAAGUUGAGGGCUUGAAAUUGAAACUGGACCACCUUCAAAAUGAGAACAACAAGCUGCAAAACCUGUUCCAGGAGAAAAGUAAUGUCAAUGAGAAAAUUCUCCAAGAGGUGUCCAGGCUCAGGAGUGAGAACUCGGUUCUACCUGAGCUGAAACUGCAGGUUUCAGAGCUGCAAAGACAAAAGCAAGAGCUAGAGGUCCAUGUAGAGGAGCAGAACAUAGAGUUAACAGAAAAAACAGAGGAGAUCACCAACAUCCUUCAGAAGAAGAUUCAAGAAGAGAGUUCACAACGCAGGCACUUUGAGGAGAAAGCUGAAGUGUUGGAGGAGGUGAAGACGGAUCUUCAAGGCAAAGUAGAGGACCUACAAGAGGAGAAUGAUCACUUGAAAAGACAGCACAUGAUGGAGAGCGAGGCCAAGAUGAGACUGAGACAAGAGGCUUCACAGUUAACUGCUGAGAAUAUGGACUUUGAGGAGCAGCUUGAUCAGAAGGACAGAUUAAUAAAGAAACUCCAGAAUCAAAUAAAGAGCCUUGAAACAUCUCACAAAGCCAAGCAAACGCCGGCGCCUGCUCUUCCUAAAGAUUACCUCGGCAUGUUGGAGUACAAGAGAGACGAUGAAUCCAAGCUUGUCCAAAACAUCAUUCUGGAUCUGAAGCCUAAAGGUGUGGUGGUCAACAUGAUCCCCGGUCUGCCGGCGUACAUCCUCUUCAUGUGCGUCCGCCAUGCCGACUACCUGAACGACGAUGCCAAACUCAAGUCUCUUAUGAAUGGAAUUAUCACUGCUGUCAAAAAGGUCAUCAUGACUCACCACAAAGACUUUGAGUUGCUGUCAUUCUGGCUGUCCAACAUGUACCAGCUGCUCAACUGUCUGAGGCAGUACAGCGGAGAAGAGGAGUUCAUGAAACAAAAUACUCCCCGUCAGAAUAAGAACUGCUUGCAGAAUUUCGAUUUGUCAGAACACAGGCAGAUUCUCAGCGACCUGGCCAUCCACAUCUACCACCAGUUCAUCACGGUCAUGGAAAAAACCCUCGCUCCAGCCAUCGUACCCGGCAUGCUGGAGCACGAGAGUUUACAGGGAAUUUCCAGCAUGAAGCCAACAGGCUUCAGGAAACGUUCCAACAGCCUCUAUGAGGACUCAGAGAACUACACCAUCUCCUUCAUCAUUCAGCAGCUCAGUCACUUUCACUCCACCAUGAGCCAGCACGGCAUGGAGCAAGGUCUCAUCAAACAGGCUAUCAAGCAACUGUUCUUCCUUGUUGGUGCGACCACCCUCAACAACAUCAUGCUCCGCAAAGAUAUGUGCUCCUGCAGGAAAGGAAUGCAAAUCAGAUGUAACAUCAGUUAUCUGGAGGAGUGGCUGAAGGAGAAGGACCUUCAGAGCUCUAACGCCAUAGAUACUAUGAAGCCGUUGUCUCAGGCUGCCUGGCUCCUGCAAGUCAACAAGUCCACCGAUGACGACGCCAAGGAGAUCACUGAAAAAUGCACUGAGCUCAACCCUGUUCAGAUUGUCAAGAUUUUGAAUUCGUACACACCCAUCGAUGACUUUGAGAAACGGGUGGCAUCAUCAUUCGUCCGCAAAGUUCAGUCACUUCUACAAGAUCGUGAAGGGUCGACACAGCUGAUGCUGGACACAGAUUAUCGUUUCCAGGUCACGUUUCCUUUCUGCUCAUCCUCGCAGGCUCUGGAGCUGCUGCAAGUCCCGAGCAGCCUUAAUCUGGGCUUCCUCACCAGGAUCUGACUCAGCCGGCCUUUGACCUUUCUCUCUUUAUUCCUGACUCAUAGCACUGUGGCCUACGGCUAUAUGUUGUGUAUGUAUAAAUAUGUAAACACUUUUAAUAAAUGAUGUUUUUAAAAUAAAUGCAGGGACGGAGCCAGGAAAGAUACUGAAGUCAUGUUUCCUCUCUGCUCUGUGAGGAAAUUACAACCAGGCUCCAGAAGGAAAGUCUUCUUUAAUUGCUUGAAUUUUCAUAUUUUAUUUAUUCAAGUAUUUUUGUAAAUCUUAUUAGAGCAGGAACAUCACUGAAUAGUUAAAUGACAAAACAGCCUGCAGCCAUUUUAAUAAUAGUUAUUUUUAAAUCAAAAAUACCUGUUUUUAAAAAUUUGUCUCCUUUUGUGUUUUCUGUCUGUAACUGUGUGUUUUUAUUUGUGCUGCUGCCUGUCUCACUUGUCUCUUAGUCUCAACGGGACUCUCCUGGUUAAAUAAAGGUUAAAUAAAAACUUCA